Messenger RNA from Ambispora gerdemannii, 1713 nucleotides. The record is from the annotation of a GenBank genome assembly. NCBI's taxonomy places the organism in Eukaryota, Fungi, Glomeromycota, Glomeromycetes, Archaeosporales, Ambisporaceae.
AUGUCGUCGCCGUCUUUGUCUUGUAGUGAAAAGGAUAUCCGGGUCGUAGUUGGCAUUGACGUUGGCUCGACCUUUUCAGGAAUCGCUUUCGCCGAAACUGCCACACCAGAAAAAAUAGAAACCAACAAUGACUGGCCUGAGAGAAAGAAUGAACCCAAAACCAAUACAGCACUUCAAUACGACGAGCAACUAAAUCUUGUGAAAUGGGGGUUCCCGGGACUGGCUGAAAAGAUAUCGAAAAAACAUAAGCUGACUAAACCUGUUGAAAUGAUAAAGUUUCAAUUGGUAAAUGACAGUAAUAUAAAUGACAGGAUUGCGACUGAAUAUAAAAUAUCAGUUUCGCUGCCGCCAGGAUUAGAUAAUGUCAGAGUAAUUUCUGAUUAUUUACGCGAGCUUGGAAAGGUAUUAAAAAACGCGUUAUCAACGAGGUGGCCGGAAUUAAAUUUCGAAGAGGAUGUACUAUUAGUUAUGGCUGUUCCAUCCGAAUAUAACGAGGAAUUACUAGAGACUAUGAGAAGGUGUGCAUUUGAAGCCGGUCUGAUUUCUUCAAUUACUUCCGAAAAUUUAGAAUUCAUACAAGACUCGGAAGCUGCUGCAAUCGCAUGUCUUGAGAUGAGCAAACAACAAAAGUUAUUAUCAGCUGGUGAAUCAUUCAUGGUAGUAGAUUGCGGUGGUAUAACUACAAACCUGUGCAUGGGAACACUCUUUACCAACGACAAACUGGGUGAAACAACUAGAACCACAACCGAAUUUUGCGGAUCAGCAUUAAUAGAUUACGAAUUCAAAAAAUAUCUCGGCCAAAAAAUAGGCGAAUCAGCUCUCAAAACACUCGAACAGAAGCAUUACCCGCAACUACAAUAUUUAAUUCAACAUUUUAGUAAAGAAGUGAAACAUCCAUUUGAUGGAAACAAGGAGACAUGGCAAACACGCGAAAUUGACCUUGAGGAUAUUUGUCCGGUGUCGAUUCAAUAUAUCGGCGAAUACGAAAGAACAGAGUUGGAGAAAUUUGAUUGGCUGAUAGAACUUGAUUUUGAACUGGUCGAAAAGUUUUUUGAAAGUGCUGUUGAAAAGAUAAUUCGGGCGAUUCAGGAGAAGCUUUCGGUUUUCUCUUCUACCCAUGGUCAAAAGAAAAUUUCGGCUAUUUUCUUGGUUGGUGGAUUCGCUGAGUCAAAGCAUCUAUUUAUGAAAAUAAGUAAAGAAUUUAAGGAUUCGGUCCGUAUAAUCUCUGUUCUUUCAAAUCCGAUCACAAGCGUCAUGCGAGGAGCAGUGCUUUCUGGAUUAAAGGAAGAUACCAGCCACACCCGAAUAUUAAAACGAACGUAUGGCAUUGAAAUUUGUCGUGAUUGGACUCCAAGCGAUCCAAUCAACCGAAAAGACGCACGCUCGUUAAUUGAUAUAUUUUCACCGAUAGUUAAACGAGGCACUAAAGUUUCUAUCGAUCAAGAAUUCAAAUUCAUUGGACAGCCUGCUUUUUCUCGUGCUAGCAGAAUCGAAAUUGGAAUUUUUUCGACAGAAUCUGACGAUGCAAAGUAUUGUGAUGAGCCUGGAAUGCAGUUUCUUGGGAAAUUGGAAAUUGACCUUUGGGACGUGCAUCUUGGUCUUGAACGAGACGUAGAGAUUCUAUUAAAGUUUGACAGAUUAGAGACAGUAGUAUCGGCAACGAGUCUUACUACUGGCGAAAUCGUGAAUACGAAAUUCAAGUUACAUGUUUAA